This is a messenger RNA of Suillus subalutaceus, 315 nucleotides long. RefSeq lists its product as uncharacterized. The transcript is spliced from 3 exons. NCBI's taxonomy places the organism in Eukaryota, Fungi, Basidiomycota, Agaricomycetes, Boletales, Suillaceae. The record is from RefSeq and is a predicted model, not a curated record. The coding region runs from base 1 to 315 and encodes 104 amino acids.
AUGCAUGAAAUCUUUCAGAUCGUGAUUGAUCUUGACAAGAAUGUUGACGACGACAUUCACGAGCAAGACGUGGAGCGUGAGGCCGUCAUGAAAAGCUUGGGGGCCACGAAGGUGAUGGAUGAAUGCACGAAAUGGGAGGAUACCGACGCUGAUGGGGAGUAUAUCGACACCCUGAUGAUGAAAGUGUCGGGAAUUCUUGACGAAAUUAUUGCGACAAGUGAAGUAAUCCUGGAGAGCAUCAAUCCAGCGGUACUCCAUAGCAAUGAUACGGAGAAGGAGGUGGAUGAUGCCUUGGCGCAUUCAGAGUUCUGGUAG